AGACAUUUCAAAGAAUUAUAAUUAUUUAGAAAUCGACAAAAGACGGACAAGUGAAAUAAGAAAACAAACGCUUAGUUUUUUUGUUCUCAAAUCACUCCACAAUGUCGGCGCCUGACAAGUUUGGCAACGAUAUCGAGUCCGAGUCGGAUUCUGGGAAUGAGUCCAUCAACGAUGGUGUUGAAGAUGUGGAGGAACUAGAUCAAAAACCACUCAAGUCCGCCAUGAAGAAAUCACCAAUGGCUGCCGUUCCUAUCGAACGUCCUUAUCUUCCUCCGCAAACCGACGCGAAAGACCUCGAUCUUCCAUCGCUAACCCCUCUCACCCCCGAGAUCAUCGCCAGGCAAGCUACGAUCAACAUUGGCACCAUUGGCCAUGUCGCCCACGGAAAGUCCACUGUAGUAAAAGCCAUAUCCGGUGUACAGACCGUCCGUUUCAAGAAUGAGCUCAUUCGAAACAUUACCAUCAAGCUAGGUUACGCGAAUGCCAAGAUCUACAAGUGCGACAACCUCGAAUGUCCCCGACCUGGUUGCUACCGUAGUUAUAAGAGUGAGAAGGAGGUAGAUCCUCCCUGCGAACGCGAAGGGUGCAGUGGUACUUACAGACUUUUACGCCAUGUUUCCUUUGUCGAUUGCCCUGGUCACGAUAUUCUCAUGAGUACUAUGUUGUCAGGAGCUGCAGUCAUGGACGCUGCUCUUCUACUCAUUGCCGGAAACGAAUCCGUACCUCAACCACAGACUUCCGAGCAUCUGGCAGCCAUCGAGAUUAUGAAGCUCGAUAAGAUCAUUAUCCUUCAGAACAAGGUCGAUCUAAUGCGCGAAGAAGCUGCCCAGCAACACUACCAGUCAAUUCUGAAGUUUGUGCGCGGAACACCUGCCGCCAAGUCCCCUAUAAUUCCCAUUUCUGCCCAGCUGAAGUUCAACAUCGAUGCCAUCAACGAGGCUAUCGUCAAUACCAUCCCCGUACCUCCUAGAGAUUUUACUCAAGAGCCGCACAUGAUGGUUAUUCGAUCCUUCGAUGUCAACAAGCCUGGUGCUGAGAUUGAGGAGCUGAAGGGUGGUGUUGCAGGUGGCAGUAUCUUACACGGUGUGCUGAAAUUGGGUGAUGAGAUUGAGAUAAGACCAGGUAUCGUGACCCGUGACGACAAAGGUGCUCUUCAAUGCAAGCCCAUCUGCAGUCGUAUUGUAUCCCUGAAUUCUGAGUUCAACGACCUGAAAUACGCUGUUCCUGGCGGUCUUAUCGGUGUCGGAACUCGCAUCGAUCCUACCCUUUGUCGUGCUGAUCGCUUGGUUGGUUUUGUUCUCGGCCUCAAGGGCCGUCUUCCUGCCAUCUACAGUGAAAUCGAAGUCAACUUCUAUCUACUGAAGCGACUGCUUGGUGUUCGAACAGCGGACGGCAAGCAAGCCAAGGUUGCUAAGUUGGCUAAGAAUGAAGUGCUCAUGGUGAACAUCGGUUCUACUUCAACCGGUGCGAAGGUGGCUGCCAUCAAGCAGGAUGCUGCGAAGCUCUCAUUGACUAGUCCUGCCUGCACAAAUCUGGGAGAGAAGAUCGCCCUCAGCCGAAGAAUUGAGAAGCAUUGGCGUCUAAUCGGCUGGGCUACCAUCACAGCUGGUGUUACAUUGGAGCCUACCGAAUCGUGAGACCUACACCUGGCUCGCAAGAAACAACUCGUAUUUUACUUUAGAGCAUCGAUCAGACGUAUGAACAGACGGUAGCUCUUAGGGGAAGGGGAAGGGGAAGGGGGUUCGUUAUCAAGAAGAAAGUGCCUCGAGCACUUCGCAAGGAGACGACGGCCCACCCCCGGGGAUAGGCAGGGGAAAACCCCAAUGAGGCUUUGUAACUAAAGAACGGCGACUAAGGAAAUGGAUUAAGGAUGAAGUCGUGUACCUGCGCACCGAAUCAAUGCAGUUACUAUGCUUCAGAAUUCUAAAAGUCUUUUUUACUUUCUCCCAAGAAGUAGACUGGUAAUAGCAUAGCGAUUGGCUAGGUACCUAGGCAAUGAUAUGACAUUGCUAUACUAAA
Molecule: messenger RNA, 2019 nt
Organism: Hypoxylon fragiforme
Lineage: Eukaryota; Fungi; Ascomycota; Sordariomycetes; Xylariales; Hypoxylaceae
Product: eukaryotic translation initiation factor 2 subunit gamma
Exons: 4
Coding region: 102-1637 (511 amino acids)
Biological process (GO): positive regulation of translational fidelity; formation of translation preinitiation complex
Cellular component (GO): cytosol; eukaryotic translation initiation factor 2 complex
Molecular function (GO): GTP binding; GTPase activity; tRNA binding
Source: RefSeq, a predicted model, not a curated record